AUGGUGACAAAGUUCUACCAAACUAUCCUGGCCUUGGUGUUUGCGAUUCAAGAGAUCAAUGCAAAUCCCCACCUUCUGCCCAAUGCUACACUCGGUUUCCACAUUUAUGACAACUACCAUAGUGCCAAGAUGACAUACCACGACAUCAUGGAUUUGCUCUUCAGAUCACAUCAAUCUGUCCCUAAUUACAGAUGUGACAGAAAGAAAAACCUCAUAGCCAUCAUUGGUGGAGUGGAUGGAGAUAGCUCUUUCCAUAUGGCCGACAUCUUAGGCCUCUACAAAAUUCCACAGCUCACAUAUGGCUCAUUUGCCCUGGAGAGGGAUGCCACGGAAUUCCCUCAGUUUUACCUCAUGGCCCCAAAUGAAGCCCAUCAAUUUCCAGCGAUCAUCCAGUUGCUCCUCUAUUUCCAAUGGACGUGGAUUGGUCUUCUUAUUGUGGAUGAUGACAGUGGGGAAAACUUUUUGAAGACCCUAGAGCCACUGCUUCUGAGGAAUGGAAUCUGUUUGGCAGCCACAGGAAGAAUCCAAAAACAACCCAGAUGGGAUACCUUACAAGAUCUUUAUGGCUUAAUAUUAAAAGUAUAUUCACCAUUAACAGACAGCAAAGCCAAUAUAGCUUUAUUCUAUGGACAAUCAGUGACUGUGCACAUAAUGAACUUUUUGGUAUAUUUAGGACGUUAUACGUUUAAUACAAAUGUGUUAAUGGGAAGAAUGUGGAUUAUGACAGGCCAGGAUGAUAUCACAUCAUCAGGUUUAACAAGGGGCUUUUGUUGUGACUUGUUCCAAGGAGCUCUUUCUUUCACAAUUCAUUCUCGUGAGGUUCCUGGGUUCCAGAAAUUUCUUCACAACACCAAACCUAAUUGGAAAGAGGGAAAUGGGUUUCUCGAGGAUUUCUGGGUACAAGCAUUCAAUUGUUCAUUUCAAAAUUCCCAGGAACCAAUGAAGGACAGUGAGACAUGUACUGGGGAGGAGAGGCUGGAGACCAUCCCUGGGCCACUUUUCGAAAUGGACAUGACCGGCCACAGCUACAGCAUCUAUAAUGCAGUCUAUGCUGUGGCUCAUGUGUUGAAUGCCAUAUCCACAUCUGGUUUCUAUGUCAGAGAAAUUUUGAGGGGGAAAAGGAUUGAUCCUCAAGAUCUCCAGCCUUGGCAGCUCCACCACUUUUUCCACAACCUUUCAUUUAACAACUCAGCUGGAGAAAGAGUCUCUUUUGGGAAGAAAAAGGAGCUGGGAGCUGGUAUUGACAUAACACACUUGAUUAUUUCCCCAAACAACUCCAUCCGAAGAGUGAAAGUUGGAAGGGUGGAUCCUGAUGCUGUUGAAGAAAAACAAUUUAUCAUUCAUGAAGAUCUGAUUGACUGGAGAGGUUUUAACCAGGUAUUGCCCAUAUCAAUCUGCAAUGAUCACUGCUACCCUGGUUUUCACAAGAAAGUGAAGGAAGGAGAGUCUUGUUGCUAUGAUUGUGCUCCCUGUCCGGAAGGAAAAUUUUCAGACAGGAAAGAUAUGGUUGACUGUAUCAGAUGCCCUGAUGAUCAGUUUCCAAACAAGCACCAAGAUCAAUGCAUUGAGAAAAGCGUCACCUUCCUAUCUUUUGAAGAACCUUUAGGGAUCACUUCAGCAGUUCUAGCUGUUUCCUUAUCCCUGAUUGCUGCUUUAACGCUGGAGAUUUUUGUGAAGCAAAGAGACACCCACAUAGUCAAAGCCCACAACCGGAGUAUCACCUAUACGCUCCUUGUCUCUCUUUUAAUCUGCUUCCUCUGUCCUUUGCUAUUUCUGGGAGAACCAAGGAAGGUGACCUGCCUUUUCCGACAAGCUGCUUUCACCAUUGUCUUCACAAUGGCUAUUUCUUCUGUCUUGGCCAAAACUAUCACUGUGGUUGGAGCAUUCAUGGCCACCCAACCAGGGUCUAGCCUGAGAAAAUGGUUGAGGAAGAGACUGACCAAUGGCAUCCUUCUGAUUUGUUCUUUCAUUCAAAUCACCAUAUGUAUGGUGUGGCUCGGAAUCUCACCCCCUUUCCCAGAUGUUGACAGACAGACACUGACACGAGAGAUUGUGGCAGAAUGUAACGAAGGGUCUGUUGUGAUGUUUUCUAUUGCUCUGGGCUACUUGGGACUUCUGUCUGUCCUGAGCUUGAUCGUGGCUUUUCUAGCCAGGAAGUUGCCAGAUAGUUUCAACGAAGCCAAGUUCAUCACCUUCAGCAUGCUGAUCUUUUGCAGUGUUUGGGUAUCUUUUGUUCCAACUUACUUGAGCACCAAAGGGAAAUACAUGGUAGCCGUGGAGAUCUUCUCUAUCUUGGCUUCAGGGGCUGGGUUACUGGGCUGCAUUUUUUUGCCCAAAUGCUACAUCAUUCUUCUAAAGCCUGACUUGAAUAAGAAGGAGCUGCUAAUUAGUAGAAGAAACUAA
Molecule: messenger RNA, 2403 nt
Organism: Euleptes europaea (tarantolino)
Lineage: Eukaryota; Metazoa; Chordata; Lepidosauria; Squamata; Sphaerodactylidae
Product: vomeronasal type-2 receptor 26-like
Exons: 5
Coding region: 1-2403 (800 amino acids)
Biological process (GO): G protein-coupled receptor signaling pathway
Cellular component (GO): membrane
Molecular function (GO): G protein-coupled receptor activity
Source: RefSeq, a predicted model, not a curated record